AUGCAGAGAGUAGAAGAGAGAAGUUUUGGCUCGAUACAUUCUGGAAAGUCUGUAGAGACAGUGUCGCUGGGCAAGUUUGUUCCACAGCAUCCUCCAGGUUUGCAGGCUCCGACGACAAGCAUUCCAUCAGACGUGGAUGUGCAAAGACCUUUGGAAUCUAGUGCGGUUAUUCUUGAAGGAAAGGAGUAUUAUCGGGAUGCAUUGGGAACCAUUUGGAAUUUCACAGCCGCUGGUGAGUGGGAGUGGGUUGAUGAGAAUCGAAUUCCAGUUGGAGCGGUGAUCUUUAACAUGGCGGAGUUAGAGGAGGGGAGCUUUGCAAGGGAUCGCGCGCUAGCUGCUCAUGAAGUCGUGGGUGCAUCUACUCCUGGUUUGAUGGUGCCACCAAAGAUCUCUAGCUCGGUGGAGGGGCAGGGGAUCCUGAGUGGCGCGAUACCGUCAGCAGCGAGGGUGGAUGUGCCACACAGGUCCGUCGUCUUCUAUUCCGCAGGUGGCGAGUGGGAUGGGGCAUACCGUGGAGCGUCCAGAGGACCAGGGGGCAAGUCUCCAUGUUGGGGCUUUCAUUUGGACAAGUCUUGCCAGUUUGGGGCCAUUGUGGGGCAGAAUUUGGGGUUGUUGGAUACCUGCGCUUCUCAUGCUAUUCGGACGCUGAGGGCAGGCGAACCUGUCCCAACAGAUUCUGUUGAAGUUGCAUUGGCCACUGGUUGCGCGCACAUGCUUAUCAAUUCGGUGGGAACAUUGGUUACUCGUGAAACUGUUUGCCCUGUAGUUCCUUUUCAUCUUGCUCAUUCGCAUCUUCAUGUGGACUUUGAUGUGAUUGACGGUCGGUGCACGGUUGUACAUCCUCAGAAGGGUGACUUGAAAGCCCAAGUCCUUGAUGGCCGCAUUGUGAUCGAUCGCCAGGUGGCUUUAGACAUGAUUGCGGACUUGGAAACGGCGUUGGGGGAUGCAGCAGCUAGGGGGGGGUCAGGGUCUUCAAUUGACGACCUUCUGCAAGGAACUGCUGCUUCUAAGGCUAUCGCUGGAUCUGAAGAGGACGUGGUAUCUGGUUUUCUCAAUGUUGCUCGGGUGGAUGGGGUCCAUGACCGUACACAAGGUGUGGGUUUGCUUGAUUCUGGGGCUUCGCAUCCUUUGAGAUCCUUGCGUCCGGGGGAGCCGUUACCAACAAAAAGGGUGACUGUGGCUUUGGCUUUGGGCAAGAAGGAAAUGAUGCUCACGGAUGGUGGUACUCUAGUUACAAGCGAGCGGGUGGAUCCUUUGGUUCCGAUUGGCAAGGCUAGCGAAUUGGUUGGUCUUCAGGUUCGUUGGCGCAAAGGAAAGUGUACGGCUACGCAUCCAAUACUGGGCCCUCUGGAAGUUGAGACGGUCAAUGGUUGUCCUUGCAUUGCUGAGGCGGUUGCUCUACGAAUCAUUGAUGAAAUGGAGCAAAAGGGGGUUGCUCACAUGUUGCAGUCUGUACGUGCGCUUCAAGGGUGUCCAUCUGCAGACACGGAACAUUCAGUACGUGAGUGUCUUCAUGGUGCUAUGCGUAGUGGAAAUCAAGAUGACUUUAUUCAGGCAUGCUGGCGUUGGUUGCGUUGGUACUAUCCUGAUGUCCCGGAAUCGAUGCUUGUGGAUCUUCUUCCUGCCUCGGGAGUGGGGGAGUUGCUUUACAAUCGUCACAAAAGACGGCGAUUAAAGAAAACCAGACGCGUCAUCGUUCAUCUGCACUCAGGCGGUCCGCGAUUGCACUUACCAAGUAGUUGUGGCGAAGUUCUAGAAGUGGAUUUUCGUACUGACCUUCAUUCUUCUUCCGUGUGGACGUACAUCCUCUCGCUGGCAAUUGAGGGCAAGGUCGUUGCAGUGGUAGGUGGCCCGCCAUGUGAGACUGUGGCUCAGUUCAGGGGUGUUGAGGACGGUGGACCACCAGUGCUACGAGGGAGGUGUGAUGAGGGGCGUUUCUGGAAGGAUGGGCUCAGCUAUUCAAGUGAGGAACUGGCUAAGAAAGACGGCCUACUGUUUUUGAAGGUGCUAUUCCUGUUUGAGACAGCUGUUCAGGCACGAAAAGCUUUGUCAUUGGAGCAAUCCUCUUCGGUACAUGCUGGUGUGUUUUUCGCAUUGGAGAGUCCGCAAGAUCCAGAAUUGGUGGGGCAAAAGUUUUCUCAGAUUGGUUGUUCAGUUAUGUGCAGGGAAGAUGUUGCAGAAGAAGGUCAACCCAGCCUAGCUUCUCCAACAUUUUUCGCAUGGCCAGAGGUGCGAUCUUUCAGGACUCGGUACAACCUUCUUGCAGCACAUUGUGAUCAGGGUGCUUUGGGUCAUUAUAUGGUCAAGCCAACGACGGUUCUUACUUCCGAUUUUCAGUUGUGGGAGUCUCUAGAGCAGGUUCAUGUGCGCGUCCCAUGGGUGGUGUCAGUACCCGAGGAGGCUAGUCAACGGUUGGCUAUGUCUAGGUCGUGGUCCUUGUGGGCUCCGGGGCUUACAACGCGGAUCAAGCGAUGUUUGCGGGCGUGGUUGGCACACUCAUCUUUCGUGGAGCAUCAAGCUGUUUCUGAGGAGAGGGCGGUACACCUGGCCAAACUCACAGCUGAGGAAUCUGAGUAUCGAGAUCAUUGCUUGAGGGGUCACAUACCUUUCCGUAAAGACUGUGAGGUCUGCGUUCGGGCUGCAGGUAAAGAUCGGCGUCACCUUCGACAAAAGUAUGGCAGCGCUUAUACUCUUUCAUUGGAUUUGGGUGGUCCUUGGCAGGAGGCUAAAGAUCUGUAUCAAACGCAGCGUCAUGUGUUGAUUGGUACGUAUCAGUUUCCUUUGUUGGAUAAACCGGCUACUGAAGAGGGUUUCCCUAUUCCUGACGAUGUGGUGGGAGCGCAUGAAGAAGGUGAUGGUGCGGAUGAUGUGUCUUUAGAGCCUGAAGACGGGGAUAUUGUGACUCCUGACGAGCGUUUGGAGGCUUCGGAGGUUGAGGUCAAAAAGGUUAUCGAGUCAGAAGAGGCUUGGCGUGCUUUGAAGGAUCAUGCCACUAAACCAGUGCGCAUGAUUAACUUCAUGAUUGCCGAACCUCUCAAAAGCAAACACAGAUCGGAAGUUUUAGCCGCUACACAGCGUAUCUUGGUCAAGCUUCAACAUCAAGGUUAUCCAGUUCUGCGGCUUCAUACAGACCGCGGCGGUGAAUUCGUGAAUCAGUCUUUCCGUACAUUCUGUGAGGCUCGACAGAUUUUUCGUACUACCGGGGACCCCGGAUCACCACAGAGUAACGGUCGCAGUGAAGCUACGGUUGGGGUGUUCAAAAAAGGCGUCCGCGCACUGCUAAAGCAGGCCAAUCUGGAUUCAUCGUAUUGGGCACGUGCCGCUGUUCAUUGGUCAGCUCUUCGAUGGAGAUGGGCUGAACAACAGCUGGGAUUGAAGCCUCGUGAUAUUCUUCCAUUUGGUGCUCGGGUUCAUGUGCGUCGAAGGGCUUGGGAACUUCGUGAUCCGAGUGGUUCUAAGAAAGGGCGUCAGUGGUUGGAUCGGACACAGCCGGCUUUACUGUUAGGUCCAUGCACAGAGGUUUCUGGAGGCUACAUCGUUGAAGCUAGGGGCGCUAAAGAUGAUCCUGACAAGCUGGUUAUGUUUCCAACUACGGUGGUCUAUGACAAGGUGGAACAUAAGUCGUCGGUUCCGGAGUGUGAUGCCGAGUUUACUGAGGAACUUCCAGCGCCUCCUAAGCAUCGGAUGCGUUUCAAAGGGGUGGCUCGUACCAUGCGGGUUCCGAGGGAGACGGAUGCUGAGGUCCUUCCAGCGUUGAGGCGUUUCAUACCAGAUGGGUCGCUUCGUUCACUAUGCUGCACGAACCGGGGGGAGGGUCCAGUUGCUUGCGAGGUUUUGCAGGAAGACUUGGAGGUGGAAAUCCCGUCGGGUGACAGUCCGCGUGCGUGCAUUGCAAAACCCUGUUACACUGAUGACAUCGCAAAAAGUGAGGAGUUAGCGCGUGAGUGGUUGGAGCAGAAGAAGUUUUCACCACAAGAGUGUUUGGAACUUUUGGAGUCUGUGGGGUUGGAUUUUCGUGCGAAUCGGAGAGGCGACAUUCACUGCAAUGAGGAUCGCAUUCAAGCUGUGACUCUGGGACAGUAUGUUCGUGGACAUAUGUGCGGCGUGACCAAUGCUGCAAAACAUAGGCCCAUGUUCGUCAAGUACUUGGUGAGCUUUGUUCGCGAACACAAUCCAGAUGUGGUAUUCUCAUCGGUUUAUCUUUCGUGUAACACUGCCGUGGGAGUCCAUAGAGAUCGUCACAACGAUUACUCGUGCAACAAUGUCAUCUGUGCUCUUGGCGAGUUUACGGGUGGAGAAUUGUGGGUGCAAGAUGAUGGUAUCUCUAGGGAGGAUCAAUCUGCAGUGGAGCGGAAGUACGGUGAUCGUAGCCUCGUGGGCAAGACGGUGGACAUUAAGAAUCAGUUCUUUUCAUUUUCACCCCAACAGGCUCAUGGCCCUCAACCGUGGAGCGGCACCAGAUGGACUAUCACAGCAUUCACGCCUCGAGGAAGUGAUCAACUUUGUGAUGUGGAUCGGAGUUUUCUCUUGGACAUCGGCUUUCCAAUGCGCGCAUCUUCUUCGUCGGAUUGUCGUCAAACAGAACAUUUGGUCCAAGAUAAAGUGUUCGUUGAAAACGCGUUCGGUGAUGUCGGGGGGGACGAGAAUUCUGUAUCGGAUGUAGACAUUGGUCAUCUUCGAAGUCAACAUGCUAGCUUAAGAAGGUUGAUUGCGGAUCAAGAGCAGUACUUGAUUGCCGAAGUGUCGUUGCCAGAGGUGUUUGAAGGUAGUGCUACAUCAGAGUGGCUGCAACACUCUCGCGAAAUCGAACGACAGUUGGAGCAGUCUUUGCAGCAUGCAGGUUCGUUGUUAAAGAUGCAACAAGAGACGAUUGCACAGGAGGCUGGGGACAAUGAGGAGUUUCUUCAAACUCGCACAAUUCCUACCACAACAGCCAUGCAGGAGCUGGAGGAUUGGAGAGAAGCAUUGUCAGAUGAGGUUAACAAUCUCAUCACGGAGCUGCAGGUCGUAGAACGGACUACGGAGCAACAACUUGCGGAGAUGGCGUGUCAAGUGAGGCAAGCCGCGGAGGAAGAGUGGUUUCUAGCUGGUCUAGAUAUAUCCAAGGCUUUUCUGACAGCACCAAUGAGCCAAGUUCAGCGGCAGGGUCGGCUAAUCAUUGUGCAACCGCCUAAAGCAGCGGUGAAGCUUGGACUUGCUUCGCCAUCCGAGCGGUGGGUGGUGCGAAAAGCUUUGUACGGCUUGGCGGAAAGCCCAGCUGCGUGGGUGGAGUGGAGAGACACGAGGCUUUUACAGAUGCGUUGGCAGACGGAUGGUUUGGACAUGAGGUUCAAAAAGUCAGAGGUUGAUCCCAGCUUGUACCUGCUCAUCGCGACGGACUCCGACGGCAAAGAGAGUGUCAAAGGCACUUUGGGACUAUACGUUGACGACUUUUUGUUAGCCGGGAGUAUGUCCAUAAUCACAGAUGCCAUCCAACAGAUUCGCGCUGAAUGGAAAACUUCUGAACCAGAGUUCUGCGGAAGAGGUCAUGACGACAAACCGUUGAAGUUUCUGGGUAUCCAAAUCUUUUGGAAUGAUGGCGCGUACUACUUGAACCAGGAGGACUUUGUCAGGGACCUGUUGCAACGACGGGGGUUUAAAGCAGAUGCAGGCGGCAUUGGUGGUGCUGGGCCAAUGAGCAAGGAGGCGCCGCCUGACGAGCCGGAGGAAGUGUCUGUUGAGGCGCUACGAAAAGCACAGGCAGCCGUAGGAGAGCUGUUAUGGCUGGCAUUGAAGUCCAGAGCAGAUCUGGCUUUUUGCACAAGCCAGCUUUCUGUGUGGUGUACUCGCUAUCCGCGUUUUGUUGCAAGAAAGGCAGAUGAAGUGUUUCAUUACUUGAGUAGGACGGUCACACUGGGCUUAAAGUAUUCGAAGGUGGAUCCUAUGUCUUUGGGUGGUGAUUCACAGCUUCGUUUCAAAAGGAGUGUCACAGUCUUGGAAGCUUAUACGGACGCAUCGUUUGCUGCGGGAUGUGAAGGUGAAGAAACGGCGAGAUCACACAGUGGAGCUGUGGUCGUAUGGGCCGACAGCCCAGUCAUGUGGAUGACGCAGCGCCAAACCACGAUAGCACUGAGCACAGCGGAAGCUGAGCUCAACGCUGCCCUGGAAGGAACAACUAUGCUACAAUCUGUCGCGCCUAUCGUUUCUAUGCUUUUGGGGAUCAAUGAAGAUGGCCUUUCCAAAGCGCUAUACAUUGAUUCCGUUUCCGCAUGCUCGAUCAUUUCACUUGUCGCUGGUGCAUGGCGAACACGUCACUUGCGAAUCCGAGCAGCCGGUUUGCGGUCUUUGCUAAACAGUGGGUACCUGGUGGUGGCACACUUGAAAGGUGAGCACAUGCUAGCUGAUAUGCUGACCAAGUUGAUGAACGGAGCAAUCUUUGUCAACCUCAAGCAGAUGUGGCAGAUGACGACUGCUCCUACCACACAUUUGGUUUCUGAUGCAGCACGUGCAGCGGCCGCCGCCGUGGCCAUCCUCGUGGCUACUAUGUUGCAAGGCUACGAACUGGUGCAAGCAACUUCUUCGACUUCUUCGAUGACUACGUCUUCAACAACGCGAUGGUUUGAUCGAGCGGAUAUCGGAUUUCUUCUGGUAUUGGUUUUCGUCAUGGUCGCAGUCCACAAGGUCGUUUCGGCGGUGUUUCGAAGUGGCAUGAUCCGCAGUUGGUGGUGA
Molecule: messenger RNA, 6708 nt
Organism: Symbiodinium sp. CCMP2592
Lineage: Eukaryota; Dinophyceae; Suessiales; Symbiodiniaceae
Source: the annotation of a GenBank genome assembly